UACGUUUGACAGAGACAUGACCUAAAAAAUGGAUGAAAAAUGAUGAUCAGGUGUAGUUUAUCUAUUAUUUGCAUUUUGCUCUCACUAUCAGUGAUCAGGAUUGACGCGAAUGAAGUUUUAACAACCGAAGCGUCAACUGAUUCUUCUUCUCCAACAUCGAGCAUAUUUGACUGGAUACCUUUUAAACUUUUCGGUUCGGAGAAAACGACCCCGAUUCUUCGAAUAAAAGUUCGCGCUGUCAAUCGUGUAAUCUACACCAAAAAAGACAAUCUUCUUCAAGAAAUAGAAAAUGCAAGUGAAUAUAAAAAAGAGCAAGAAAAACAAUUCGAGCAAAUACCUGAUGUUUCGACAGAAGUCAAAGAAGUCAGUAUAAAUGAGCCGGAUAAAAUGUACGAACGAGGUGAAGAGCCAAAGAUUUUCUUGUUUCCGAAACAGGGAAAUACUGUCCCGAAAAUUGAAGGCGAGUUUGAAAAAGUUGAUAUAAUUGGAGAAGUAAGCGAGGAUAAAGUGAAAACACCAAAAGAUGACGAUUUUCAAAUAAUGUAUGAUGAUGAGUUGAAAGAGUAUGUUUUGAAAAGAAGACCUUUAAAAAUGGAUAAAAAUGGAAUUAUCGAUUCUUGGAAUGGAGGUGAUACGAAAGAAAUAAUGGAUGAUAGUGAUGAUGAAGUAAAGCGAAUUUUGGAAAGUGGCGAAGAAGGAUUAGUUGGAAAAAAUAAUAGAACUUUGAAGACCCAACAGAGAAAUCAUACGGAGGUUACUUUAGAAGAAGAAGAAAUAAAUUUGGAAGACCUCCAAUUCAAAUCUUAUCAAUUUAAACCAGGGAAAAGUAAGAUUCGAACUUACGAUCUUGCUUGGAUGGAUCCAAGUUUUCUUGAAAAAGAGGAGUUUUCUGUUCGUCUCACAUCUCAACAAAGAUCAGAUUGGAGAGAUAAACUAACUAAUUUGACAAUGCUUGAAGAACGACGAGCAAAUGAGCAUCGAGAUUACGGUAGUAGCUACAUUCUUCCAGUACUUAAAAGUGUGGAUUAUGACAAUACAAGUGUUCCAUUGGCGUUUAAUGACAUUCCUGUAAAUGUGGCGGUUGCUUUCAACUUUUUGUAUUUAGCAAAUUUUGAUAGCGAAAUGAUGGAAUUCUCAAUGGACGUGGAGAUGGAAUUUUCGUGGAUUGAUAUUAGGUUAGUGAACAACUAUACCAAACCAAUUAGAAUUCGCGAAAAGCCAAUUAUCGAACAAAUCUGGCGACCCGAUCCUUAUAUCGUCAACUCGAAGCAUUCAUAUUUUCACUACGUCUCGUUCCCGAAUAUACGAAUGAGAAUAACACCAGAAGGACUGGUGACGUAUACAGUUCGAGUCUCCUCAGUUUGUUCAUGUUUUAUGUCAUUCUGUCUCUACCCUCAUGACAGACAAGAGUGUGAUUUGAGAAUUAGUUCUAUUGCCUAUUCAAAUCAAUAUGUGAAAUUUCACUGGCACUCGAAUCCCAUCAAGUUCCAAUCAAAAAUUACUCUACCAGAAUUGCACAUCACAAAAAUUAAGACAGCUGAAUGUUCAACAAAAGGAAAACUAGUAGAUGCAUCAUGCCUCCGAAUAAUAUUCUCACUCGAACGGGACAGUGCAAGAUUUGUAAUUGAGAAAUACGUUCCAUCGACACUUGCAAUGAUGUUCGCAUGGGUGGCCCCAUAUGUUCCAUACAACUAUGAAGAUGUCCGAAUUAUUACUCCUAUCACAGUCCUUCUAACCCUCGUACAAAUGGAAAAAGGUGACAAAGAAAUUCGUACAUCUUACCUCACCUCAAUCGAUGUUUGGUUUGCUGCAAUGAAGUCAUUCACAGUUCUUUCUCUACUCGAAUCUCUUGCAGUUUUAGCUCUCAUCAAAAGAAGUCGAGCAAUGACAAAAAAUGCAGAAAGAGCAGCCAACGAGUUUGAAAGAUGUACAUUUGAAGCCGAAGCAUAUCGAUUAAAUCGUCUUUACCAUCGUGUCGACUCAAUUUGUCGUUUUUCAUCACCGGUUGUUUUUGUUGCAUUUUUUGUUUAUUAUGUGUUGUUUGUUGCUCAAGGAAAUGAGAAUUGUGUUCAGAUAUAAAAAAGAAUAAAUAUAACAUAAAAAUCUG
Messenger RNA from Caenorhabditis elegans, 2107 nucleotides. It is a transcript of the gene lgc-43, whose product is annotated as Neurotransmitter-gated ion-channel ligand-binding domain-containing protein. The transcript is spliced from 11 exons. Lineage: Eukaryota; Metazoa; Nematoda; Chromadorea; Rhabditida; Rhabditidae. Gene Ontology annotation, cellular component: plasma membrane; membrane. The record is from RefSeq and is marked reviewed. Gene Ontology annotation, molecular function: monoatomic ion channel activity; extracellular ligand-gated monoatomic ion channel activity; transmembrane signaling receptor activity. Gene Ontology annotation, biological process: monoatomic ion transport; monoatomic ion transmembrane transport. Bases 40 to 2079 code for a protein of 679 amino acids.